Mya arenaria is the source of this 2267-nucleotide messenger RNA. RefSeq lists its product as uncharacterized. Gene Ontology annotation, cellular component: Golgi membrane. Lineage: Eukaryota; Metazoa; Mollusca; Bivalvia; Myida; Myidae. The transcript has 7 exons. The coding region runs from base 65 to 1591 and encodes 508 amino acids. The record is from RefSeq and is a predicted model, not a curated record. Gene Ontology annotation, biological process: Golgi organization; Golgi to plasma membrane protein transport.
CCGGUCAAAUCUGUGGAAAGGAAAUCGAUGGGACUUUAAGUUUGACCAUUCUUACCUAAAAACCAUGAACCAAGAAGCUAUGUCAUCUAGUUCUGUCACAGUUGCUCCUCGGCACAGGACCGCCCAGUCCCCACCGCCCGGUCAGAAAUCAGCAGGGCAGUCUAAAAGCACUGAAACAGUAUUACUGAGGAACCCUCUACCAAAAUACAGCUUCGACCAAAAACCAAAGAAGAAAUCAACAGCUGAAAAAGCAGAUAGAACAAAAAAGAAAGACUCUGAGCAUGUGAUUGUUAAAACAUCUGAGCAGUUAACUGGAAAGGCAAGUUUGUGGGAUGUAAAAAAUGAAACUGACCUACAAGACUCCUUUAGAAUUGGAAAACUGGUGAAUUCAUUUCCACAACAGCCAGUAAAAACAGAGACUACUACUGACACCCCCAGGACUGAAAGUAAUGGUAAUGGGAAUGCAUCUUCUAUCAAAGACAAACCAGUCAACAAAGUUUGUCCACUAAGUAAAAACUCUGCAAACUCACUUACCCACUCAGUAAGCGACUCACUACUUGGCUUACAGACCAACCAACCAUUAAUACCUCUACCAACUUCUAGUCAAAACACACAGACAUUGUCAUCUGGCAACAAAACUGUUAUUCCCUUACCUGGUCACGAGGAAAGUCACAUGCUAACUGAGUCAGCAAAUCAUGUUCACAGUGAAACCAGUCCGGAUGAAGAGGGCUCAUUCACUGAGCUCGGGACAGAGAUUAACCAAUCAAGUGCAGGUGUUCAGGCUUGUUGCAGGUGCUCAGAGAAAGUGAAUCACCUGCAGGAAGAGAAGCAGAUGCUCAAAAAUCAGCUUGAGGUCCAAUUGCAGGUGAAUCAGGAGUUGAAGAAAUUGUUGGUGGCAUCAGUAGGGGAGGACUUGCAGCACCGGGUGGAGAGACUCACCAGGGACAAGGCGCUGAUGUCGGUUGAGCUUGGUGACUUUACCAGGAAGAUCAGUGAUGACUAUGAGCAUCUUGACCAGAUCUCCAUACAGGCAGAUAUGUGGCGAAGCAAGUACCUCGCAUGCAGGGUGAUGUCGGAUGAGGUGGCAGCCUCCAAGGCGUUCUAUGCCACACAGCUUCAUGAGUGUCAGAUUGCCAUUGAGAAGCUGCUGAACGAGAGGCACCAGCUACGGGCAAAUCUUUACGAUACUUACCGAGGUUUACAGCAGGUACAAGAAGCCUUUGACCCGUUCAACUCUCACAACUGUGGACCACGCCUUCUAGCAGGCGGAAACAACAUUCAACUUGCAUCUACCAAUCAGCACCUUACCGAGGCCAUCAAGUACCGCCUCCUGCCCAGUCAUGUGACCUCAACUAUAAAUAGUAACAUGGAUACAGACUGGCAUGAUUAUCUCACUCAGGCAGAAUCACAUGCAAAACAGCUCCUGUCCCGUGAGAUGCGGCCCGAGGAUUUCCGGUACCUCACGACCCAGACUUACCAGCUGCAAGCCCCCACUGGGUGUGCGGUGGACCGGUUCCACCCGAGUACCAACUUUGAUAACCUCACCAUGAAUGUGUGCUGUAAGUGUAAGGGAGAUAUCAGGAUUGUGUAAGAAUACUCAAUUUCAAGUGUUAGAAGAUGGAUUACAUACUUCGGAUUGCCUUUUACCCCCAAAAUCACAUUUUACACCGUUGGAUUUUUCAAUACUAUUUUUCCACACACAGCAUAUAGCAAACAACACAAAUAGGAAAAAAUCGUUUCUGUGCAUUUUUUUCAUUUUUUUACAUUUUAGCCUCAGUGGUUUCAUCUGAGUUGGUCAUAGCCUUAGGCUAUAUUCCUGAUAUCCAAAUGAAACUUGGUACUCAUGUUAAAGAUAAUUGCAAAUGUAUAUCAGGUCUCAUAACCCUGACUUUACUAUUUAUUGAUAAUGCCCCUUUUUUGAUUGAAAAACAACAGACAAGCUUGGCAUUUCUCUUUAAGCACUCUUGCUUUUGUGAAUAAUCAAGUGUUUAGUGUUUUAUGGUGAUAAUUAAAGAAGUCCAACUUCAACACAAAUUAUUUAUUAAUGAAACAACUUUUUGGCCAUUUUGUGAAGUAUCUUACAAAUUCAAGUCUUAACAUGAUAAUAUUUGAAAAUUUACAAUAUAAACAUUUUAUGGAAGUGAUUCAUAUGAUGAUUGCAUUGCGAAUACAUUGGGGUCAAUAUCAAAACUCUUACCAUACCUUUGAAUUUGUACCAUUGAUGGUUGUUGUUCUACUCUUUUAAAAUAUAUGUUCAUUAACUUUUA